AAAAAAGUCACAUUUUUUAAACGUUUUUGAUAAUUGCAAAAAAUAAUCAUACCAAUAGCUUAUAAAUUAAAGUUGGUUGGGCCAAUAUUUGCGCUUGGAAUGCGCCUGCUUGUCAAGUGAAGUUACGUGAACAAAAUAGUUUACAUACCUUCGGAAAAGAAAACAAAUUGUCUCCACAGUUGGUAGAAUUUGGUUCUUAUCGUUAGCACAAAGUAAUGUCAAAGCCCAUUUACAAUGAAUGUCAAGAAACGGCCGCGUCUGCAACUUGCGCCUGCUGAAACAUUAGUGGCAAAUACAAACUCAUAUGGAAGCACAUCAGGGAACGGGAAUGGACUUUUUUUAACCAGCAGCGUCGGUAAUGUGGACGUCAAUAGCGGUGCUCAAAUUUUUUUGACCAUUUGUGGCGAAGGGGAUGACGACGGUGAUGAAAACUCAACUGAAUCUGGAGAAUAUUAUGCUAUUGAAAGUAAUUCACUUACGACGCACAUAAAGCAAGAGCCAGAUUUGGAUUUGCAUGCACUCCUACCAACAAAUCUGCAGUUACCCACGGGUUGUGAGAUAUAUUUAGUUAAGGAUACAACGAUUAGUUCAAAUCCGACCGCCCCAACAAAAGCAUGUCAAAGUGGUGAGCAAAUAUUGCCAAAGCAUUCAAUGACCUCUAUUAAACUGGAACCGGAUUCAAUGGGGAAUCAUUUCAAUGUAAAUAAAUUAGCACCGUCCACGAACGUUGUAUUCGUUAGUGGUAGUGGCCCAUGUACCGUUUCCCCACCUUCAAGCGCUGUUGUUGUUUCUGCGGAUGUACCAAGUACAUCGUUGGCCGCCUCAACUGGAUUUAACGUCAAACUUGAUGCCUAUAAGAAACGCGACGACAAGCGACGUGCUACCCACAAUGAGGUAGAGCGUCGGCGCCGUGAUAAAAUUAAUUGUUGGAUAUUUAAGUUAAAAGAAAUGCUUCCUGUCGAGGGCAAUCGCUACAAGCCUAUCGGUGUGGAUGCCGAUGACAGUAGUUGUAAGACGACUAUUAGGAACAAUGCGGCUAAUGGACGUACACCACCAAAUGACUCCAAAUCACAAAUACUUAUAAAAGCAUGCGACUAUAUCAAGAGCAUGCAAAAUGAAAUUGAUAACUUACGCGAGUGCCUGAAGGAGGCUGAAAGUUUGCGGCUGAGUAACCAAGCACUUCGUGAUGAAUUAGAGGCCAUCAAACAGCAACACGAGCUUCAGGAGCGUUUCAAUGCCGCUGGUGGCUCUUUCAAUAUUACACUUAACUCCCUAAAUAGCUCCGGCUCCGCUACCAGUGACCUCUUCGAGGGUAUUGAGGUUGCUCCGAACCUUUCUACGGUCUCCUCCAUAAAUUUUACAAAACGGGGCUUGUUAAUUGCAGAUUAUGAUGAAUAAGUUAUGAGUUCUUUAUCCUAACACACCUCAAAGUUAAGGCGAAACCCAAAAGACAAGUAUUUCUAGCAUACUUCCGCAUCGCGUUCCCACAUCGUUGUAAUUCUGCUAAUCUACUGUUUCUCGCACUAUUUGAAUAAUGCAAGGUAAAUAUUAAGAUAUAUCAUUGUUUAAAAUACACAUGCUUUAUUUACAAAUAAACAAACAUAUACAUAAGUACAUUUAAUAAAUGUAAUUAUUAACCAAACCAUUUGUUAAAAACAAAACUGAACUCGUAGUGCAAAUUACAAAAUAUAACAUUUAUUAUUAAAUAUAUUUAUGUCUAUUGUAGUUAAUGCUCUCAGCCAAUGAUUUGCUAUU
Scaptodrosophila lebanonensis is the source of this 1755-nucleotide messenger RNA. RefSeq lists its product as uncharacterized. The coding region runs from base 235 to 1398 and encodes 387 amino acids. The transcript has 2 exons. Lineage: Eukaryota; Metazoa; Arthropoda; Insecta; Diptera; Drosophilidae. Gene Ontology annotation, biological process: regulation of transcription by RNA polymerase II. Gene Ontology annotation, molecular function: DNA-binding transcription factor activity, RNA polymerase II-specific; RNA polymerase II cis-regulatory region sequence-specific DNA binding; protein dimerization activity. The record is from RefSeq and is a predicted model, not a curated record.